Molecule: messenger RNA, 1302 nt
Organism: Pestalotiopsis fici W106-1
Lineage: Eukaryota; Fungi; Ascomycota; Sordariomycetes; Amphisphaeriales; Sporocadaceae
Exons: 1
Coding region: 1-1302 (433 amino acids)
Molecular function (GO): hydrolase activity, hydrolyzing O-glycosyl compounds
Source: RefSeq, a predicted model, not a curated record
AUGGCCAAGUCUUCGUUGAAAUCGAUUGUGCUUCCCUGUCUGGCGUUCAGUGCACACCUUGCCAGUGUUGCACUAGCUGCUCCCACUCAGGAACAUGAGAAACGAGCAUCUUGGCCGUACGGGCCCUUUGUGACCGACGGUCGUGACAUCAAGGACACCAAUGGCGACACCGUUGUGUAUGCCGGUGCCAACUGGCCUGGUGCCGCGGAUGUCAUGAUUCCAGAGGGCCUCCAGUUUCAGUCAAUCGAAACCAUUGUCUCCAAAAUCAAGAGUCUGGGCAUGAACUCUAUACGGCUGACCUACGCCAUUGAGCUCAUCGACCAAAUCUACGAAAACGAUGGAGUGGAUAUCAGUAUUGAGACGGCAUUGACGAACGCCCUCGGCGCCAGCAACGGUACCACAGUCCUGGAGCAAAUCAUUACCAAUAACCCAUCCUUCACGGCCGAUACGACGAGACUCGAAGUUUUUGAUGCCAUUGCAGCCGAAUGUGCUACCCAAGAGAUAUACAUACACCUCGACAACCACAUGUCGAAAGGCGAAUGGUGCUGCAGCACAGAUGACGGAAACGCCUGGUUCGGAGACACAUACUUUUCCGUGGCCAAUUGGACGCGAGGUCUUUCGUACAUGGCGGAACAUGGCAGCUCGUGGACCGCACUCGUCUCCAUGUCGCUGCGCAACGAGCUCCGAACUCCAGACGACAAUACGACGCUCGCGGAUGACUCGUACAACUGGGAAGACUGGUACAAGUACACCAAGGAGGGUGCAGCUGCCAUCAACUCGAACAAUGCCGACGUUCUCAUCUUCUUGUCGGGGCUGGAUUUCGAUACCUGGUUGACUCCCGUGGUCCAGGGGACGGCGCUGACGCCGGGCGACGGGGCAUUUACCUUGGCUGAUUUCGACGGCUACACGGACAAGCUGGUGCUUGAGCUUCACAACUAUGCCAACUCUGCGACCGACUGCUCUGGUUUGCAAAGCAGUCUGCUAACAGACGGAUUCCAGGCCUUGAACGCCAGCGAUGCGGAGACGGUCAACGUGUUCCCCGUGGCACUGACCGAAUUUGGCUUUGCACAAGAUGCGACAACAUGGGAGGGAGUUUAUGCCACGUGCAUUGCGGACUUUCUUGAGGCAGAAAAGACAAGUUGGUUCAUCUGGGUCCUAGCUGGUAGCUACUACAUUAGAAGCGGAACGCAAGAUUAUGACGAGACUUGGGGGCUCCUGACGCAUGACUGGUCAACUUGGAGGAGCCAGGAGUACAUCGAUGGUGGAUUGGUCCCAUUGAUUGAGGCUACGGCUUCGCCUUGA